AUGGCGGAACAAACUCCCCGGCACAUUCGCGUUCAGGAGCCGGAGAGGCGUCCUCUCCUCGAGCGUGCACACUUCACCCAUUCGAUGGAUGGGGAGCAAUUCUUCAGCUGCACCCCAAAUGCCCACGCGCACCUCCCGGUGUAUACCAACAUCCAUAGGAUAAGGAGAGAUGUCAUCUCCAUCGUGGAAGACUACCUCACCUUUGAGCAACUGAGGGACCUGCGGCUGAACAUAUCCGUUGUGCGUCCGCUGGUGGACAAGCUCUAUGAGAUGGACGAUAUCUCCAUUGUGUACUGCCUCCUCGUCAACCGCGCUCAGUUCCUGCACGAGCAGGCACAUCUUAGCAACAGACAGAAUGUGAAUUACACGAGGGCAACUCUCUGCGAGGUCGUGGCCACGCGCAUUCUGAGGCGCUUCGGUGAAGACAACGACGGCCUUCAGGGAUUGCUACUGCUAGCACACAUCCUGAUCGCUGGUUUCACACCUUUUCAGAACGCCCCCGAGACGGUGCGCCGAGAGGGUUCCUUGGCUUCCACGUGGGAUUUUCAUCGCAGCCUGCCUGCUCUAGAAGUGGCCAUUAUCAGCGAGAGCAAAUAUUUCCUCAGUUCCGUUCAUUGCCAGAAAGUUGUCGACGCAAUCUAUACGGGUCAUAUCGUCUAUACGCCCUCCACAUUCCUGGAUCUUAUUCCUGAUCGCUACAAACAGAAGCCAAUCACGCUAUAUGAACCGAGGGAAGCGCCGCUGCUAAACCAAUAUCGACUGAUAGUGCCACGAACUCGGAGUUACCUGGAGGUAUUUCAGUUCUUGUUACUGCUUGGCCUAUACCUGGCAUUCAUGGCUGAGCGUGAGCCUGAGUAUCUAAGCCCGUUAGAAGCAGCUUUCUCUAUCUACGCCUUUGGCUGGGUUCUGGAUCAGUUUGCUACAAUUCUCGAGCAUGGCUGGAACGUCUAUACGCAAAAUCUGUGGUCAUUCUUAGACGUCAUGUUUGCGCUUGUCUAUUGGGCAUAUCUGAUCUUAAGGGUUCAUGGUUGGGCAACCGGCGAUAUCGGGCCUGGCCAGCAAGCCCUAGAUGUCCUCGCUAUGGGAGCACCCGUGCUUGUUCCAAGGCUGGCAUUCAACCUCUUAUCAGAUAAUCUGGUCUUUCUGUCAUUGAGGUCAAUGAUGUCGGAUUUCAUACUGCUCACGUUCUUGGCUGCUUGGUGUUUCUGUGGAUUUUUGCUCUCCAUGGUCUGGUUGGCUGAAGGUCGCCAUAACCUUCUCACAAUCAGCAAAUGGAUGCUGUGGAUAUGGUUUGGUCUCGAUGGUACUGGCGUAUCAAGAUCCGGUGAAUUCCACUGGUUUCUGGGACCAACACUUAUGAUCACGUUUGCUUUCUUAGGCAACACCCUGUUCCUCACUAUCCUUGUGUCGAUGCUGUCAAACACCUUCAGUACGAUCGUGUCAAAUGCCACAGCUGAAAUCCAAUUUCGCAGGGCAGUUCAGACAUUGGAGGGCGUGAAAGCGGAUGCCAUCUUCGCCUACCAGCCCCCGUUCAAUAUCCUCGCGAUCUUUGUACUGCUGCCCAUGAAGUUCAUUGUCAGCCCUAGAUGGUUUCACAAGAUCCAUGUGGCAACAGUCCGCUUCAUCAACCUCCCCGUCUUGCUCCUCAUCGCCGUCGCGGAACGGCGCCUUCUCUGGCCCCAGUCUAGGACACAGGCUACACGGCCGAAGAGGACCUGGUUCUGGGAGAAGUGGAAGAUUACAACUCAUGGAGAUCUACACACAGUCUUCGAGAUAGUACCUCCGGAGUCUUUGACAGACGAUAUCGCCGUGGACGACGAGCUGACGCAUCACUUGAUCCGCCGUCAAUUCGUGAGACAGCACAGCACGACACUGGACGCCGACAGAAGAGGCCGACAGGUCAGCAAUGGUGCCGAUGACCCGGACAAGCGACCGCCGGGCUUCAAGCCGCCAACGCGACGCGACUCCAUCGCACCCUACGGCCCAGACCUGACGGAACAAGUACGCAGCAUCCUUGCUGAUGUAGAAGCCGGUAAAGGAGUUGGCGUGACCGACAGGCUUGAUGCGUUGGAAGAGUCGAUGGGCAGGAUAGAGGAUAUGUUGGGCAAGCUCUGCGGUGGCAGCGAAGGCGGCGAUACUUUGGAGGACGAGGAGGCGAGGGCAGGUCACAUGAGUGGUUCAAUCCGUGACCUCGACCAGUCGGCAGAUUUUGAGGAGUAA
Messenger RNA from Neoarthrinium moseri, 2220 nucleotides. RefSeq lists its product as uncharacterized. The transcript is spliced from 6 exons. The record is from RefSeq and is a predicted model, not a curated record. The coding region runs from base 1 to 2220 and encodes 739 amino acids. Lineage: Eukaryota; Fungi; Ascomycota; Sordariomycetes; Amphisphaeriales; Apiosporaceae.